CAGGGCGGCAGCUCCCCCUCCGUCCCGCCCUCUUGUCCCUUUAAGCGCAGGGCGGCCAGCAGAUCUCCGAUCCUCCUCGGAGCGGAUUACGGCCGCAGCUCAGCGUCUCCUCCGAUCCAUCAGCAGCUGAUCCGGGGGAACAAAGGCAGCCAGAACCGCCCAGCGCCAUGGACUUCAACGUGAAGAAGUUGGCCUCCGAUGCGGGGGUGUUCUUCACCCGGGCCGUGCAGUUCACAGAGGAGAAACUGGGCCAGGCUGAGAAAACUGAACUGGACCCUCACCUGGAGAACCUGCUGGCCAAAGCCGACUCCACCAAGAACUGGACUGAGAAGAUCCUGAGACAGACGGAGGUUCUGCUGCAGCCCAACCCGAUCGAUCACACAGGCGCUCGGAUCGAGGAGUACAUCUACGACAAGCUGGACCGGAAGCUUCCGUCCAGAACCACCAACGCUGAACUGCUGGGCCAGUUCAUGCUGGACGCCGCCAAGGAGUUCGGAGCCGACACUCCGUACGGUACCACUCUCAUCACGGUGGGAGAGUACCAGAGGAAGCUGGGCGGAGCCGAGCGGGAGUUCCUCCACACGGCCGCCGUCACCUUCCUGUCGCCGCUGCGCAACUUCCUGGAGGGAGACUGGAGGACCAUCUCUAAGGAGCGGCGGCUCCUGGAGAACCGACGUUUGGACCUGGACAUCUGCAAAGCCCGUCUGAAGAAAGCCAAGCAGGCCGAAGCCAAAGCAGCGGCGACUCCAGACUUCCAGGAGACGCGGCCGAGGAACUACGUCCUGUCGGCCAGCGCGUCGGCGCUGCUGAGCGAGGAAGUGGACAAGGCGGAGCUGGAGCUGCGUGUGGCCCAGACGGAGUUCGACCGGCAGGCGGAGGUCACCCGGCUGCUGCUGGAGGGGAUCAGCAGCACACAUCUGAACCAUCUCAGGUGUCUGCAGGACUUUGCAGAGGCUCAGGCCACGUACUUCGCUCAGUGUCAUCACUACAUGCAGGACCUGCAGAGGGAGCUGAACAGAUGUGCGAACUCGGCCGUCGGCCCCCCGCCGCCCUCCGGCGCCGGCUCCGACCCGGUUCCGACCGCCUUCCCGUCCGGCCGCCUGUCUCCCGGCGCCUCGGGCUCCAGGAAGGCCAAGGUUCUGUACGACUACGACGCUCACGAUACCAGCGAACUGUCCCUGCUGGCCGACGAGGUCAUCACCGUCUACACGGUACCAGGAAUGGAUCCUGAUUGGCUAGUUGGAGAGCGGGGCAACGAGAAAGGCAAAGUACCUGUGACGUACCUGGAGCUGCUAAGCUAAUGGACCGUUAGCAUUCUGUUUGAUGAAACAUCUGAACCGUCUGGUAGACUCAGUUCAGUUUCAGAUUUAGUUCAUUUUCAGUUCAGAUUUAGUUCAGGGAUUUUUAUCCGACACCUUUUCCUGGAGAAAAACCAGAAACGUUUUAGCGAUGCUCUCAUGAAACCAGGAAAGUUUCCUGGAAUCUGAUCCGGUUCAUUAAAUCACACCAAUGUGUAUUUGGGCCCCAUAUGGUUUCUUCUCGGGUCCGAUGGGUUCAAAGUGGAUCUGGGCUCAAAAUGGCUUCCUGUUUGGGACCCAGUUGGGUCAUUAACAGUUUUUAAAGAGCCAUUGUGGGUCCCAGAUUACCCAUCGGUGUCCUGCAUCAGAGGCCAUUAAAACCAACCAGUUAUGCAACCAGUGGUCAGUACCUUAUGGGGCCCAUUUCUCAGUCACUUUCUACUUAAAUGUUGGCUCGUGGCUUUAUGAUGCGUUUUGGUUUUAUCUCUGAAGUUUGAGCUCCUAUCCAGGAAAACUCACCAGUUACAACCAGUAGGCUAAUUAUUUUGGUGCUAACGGCUAGUAGCAAGACAAUAUGAAAACAUUUCCCUCCAUUUUAUUCAUUCUGACACUGAAGGAAAUGUUUAGCUCAAACCAUCAGAACUGCUAGCAAACUGGAUUUCAGCUACAUCGAUGAGCAGCAGCCAUCUUGGAUUCUGAACAUACGGCUGUUUAAGGAACUUUGAAUUUUACAGUCUUAAUUCCAACUUUGGGUUGAAGUUUCAUUUCAUUCAUACUGUAAAGUUUCAGAAAACAUUUCUGGCAUCUGAGUUUAAAAAAAUCACCUGAAAAGUACCAAGAAGGUUGGAAGGUUUUUUUUUAACCAGUUGUAGCCUCAAAAGUCAAAAUGGCUGCCUUGAGUCCUAACAGUCUGCAAGUUGGAAAACAUUUAUUUAACUUUCUGACUGGCUGAAUCUCAUUGGGUCAAUAUCUCACCUGAUACUCAAAAUCAUCUUGUUUACGUGCUCCUUCAGUGUCUGGAUGAUCACCUGCUGAGAAAUUAAUCGCUAUUAGCCUCUGUUAGCAGUUAGCAUCGUAACACAAAAUUAGCAAAUCUUAAUGGUUUUCUGGAUUGUAAUUGAUCAAGUCUAAUUUGGUGAAGAUUUGAGCUUCUUAGCAGCUCCUGAUUGGUUCAGAAGACAGAAACAUGAAGAAUCCCAAGCUAAGCCAGGGAGCUAAUGCUAAAGACGCUAGCAUUGCGCUGAUUUAUAUUUCUGUUUUGUACCUUUUUUUUCAAUGAAUUAAUUAAUUAUUGUCGCAUAUUUUGUUGGUAUUUGUUUGAUUGCACAACAUGUCAACAAAGACCAAGCUAGCUGCUAGCAGCUUUAGCAGUAGCAGCUAGUUUAGCUUGCAGGUUAAAGUGUGUUUUCUUCUGUUUCAAUUAAAAAACAAACAAAGCAAACAAAAAACAAUUUACAUAAAUUAAUUUAGUGGCUUGUUGAUCACAAACUGUUGCCGUUCAUUGACUUGGUGAUGAAUUAUUUUCAUCAUGGCGGCUCAGAGGAACAAUCUGUUAGCCGCUUAGCUAGGAGGCUAACGUCGCCGCAGCCGCUUCCCUCCAAACAAAACUAAUCAGGAUAAAAAUAUUUCUAUUUCCCUUUUCAGCUUUGAUUAUUUUAUACCAAAAACUCAAAUAUUUUCUACAGUCAUAAAAAUUAAUUUUAAUUAAUAAUUAGUCUUAUUUAAAGUCAGAUUACUUGAUGCUCUUCUUCAUUCAUUAUUCUGUUUUUCUGAUGAAUAAAGACGUUAUUACACUUUAACAAAACUAAUGAAAUGAAAAUCCUCCCAGUAAAUGAUUUAAACACGAGUACAAAACGCAGAAUUAGGGAAAUGAAACACUUUGAAAACUAAAAAAGAUCCAUUUAGUAGAUUUCUGUUCCUCAGCAGCUGCUUGCUGUGAACUGGCAGGAAGUGAUGUCAUGGAUCCGACUCAGGAUCAGAUUUAUUUAGAGCGGCGGCGUCAGAUCCGUUUCCCUGUAAACUACGAUUCAUGACGCUGCAGUUUUACUGUUUAUGAGGGAACUGCAGCAGGAUGCAUUUAUUAUCGAUAUUAUUUAGAUUGUUGAAUCAUUGCUGUGAUGCUAAGGUUUAGAACCACAUAUCAGAAAUAUGCAGCUGUAUUCAUAGUAAUAACAAAAUGCAACAACUUAACUGUAAAAACUCACAAACAUUCAGCAGAUUUUUAUUUGAAUCUGAAAUAUUCAGAAACCUGAGAGCCAGGAAUCGACUCCGACCCGUUUCACCAUAAACACGUUUUACUGUCGUCGGUGGAACAUUUUUAUUGGUUGCUGCGGUUUCUGGGGUUGGGUUCAGUUUAACCCUUUAACACCCAAAGAAUCACAAACAUUCAGCUUUUCUCUGUAAACUUAAUUUAAAAUUAUUUAGUAUUUUGUACAAAUGUUGCACCAAAAUGUACAUUUUAUGAUGCGGUGAAUCUCAGCUGUGAUUCACCGCAUCAUCGGGUUUUAACGUGGAAAUAUUCUGAAGAUGAAGAAACUUUAGACUUUCAUUCAGAGAAAACAACAAGCAGUUUCGGCCUAAAACCUAGAAAACAGAACCACAAGCAGAAAGUGGAGGAUGAUUUAGUUUCGGCUGUGAAUGCCGACUCAGCGUCUCUGUCGUCAGACUCGUUCCUCAUCAUGACUCAGCACCUUCUGUCUGUUCGCUCACGCUGCUCUCAAAGCUCUGGGACGGAGCCGCUGUCAGGAAAAACCCUGUCUGGUUGUUUACUUCACAUUUAAAGAUGAAAAAGUUUUUAAAUGUUUUAAAGGAGAAACAAACGAGACGUGAAAUAAAUCUGCUGCGGACAGAGAAACUGACCCAAACCCAGAAAUCACAGCAACCGACAGCAGAUCCACAGGAAACAGCCACUGCUUCUGUGGCUUUGACUGUUUCCAUGACGACGGUGGUGGUCACAUGAUCAAACGGUUUCUGGAUUUAAUCUCUGAGAUUCUCUGAUUUAAGGAUCUGAACUCUGAGGGGAACUGUUGAUGUUCUCAGCACGAUCAGAGCGCGGGCUUUGACUGGACCAUGCGCAGUGUGUGUGUAAAUAAAGUGUCGUUUUGUUGCUUCAGUGUUUUAACUCUUUGGUUAGAUGUGAUUUUUUUGGCGUCUCAUUUCUCCUGGAUUGAUGUUCAAUAAACAGCAUGUGUGUCA
Molecule: messenger RNA, 4493 nt
Organism: Gambusia affinis (western mosquitofish)
Lineage: Eukaryota; Metazoa; Chordata; Actinopteri; Cyprinodontiformes; Poeciliidae
Gene: sh3glb2b
Product: SH3-domain GRB2-like endophilin B2b
Exons: 12
Coding region: 168-1301 (377 amino acids)
Biological process (GO): membrane organization
Cellular component (GO): cytoplasm; membrane
Molecular function (GO): protein binding
Source: RefSeq, a predicted model, not a curated record